AUGGCCACAGUGUUACAUCAGACAAGGUCAGUACCGGUUUUGAUACCGUUUGAACAGUGGUUCAAGCUGCUGGAUUACUUGCAAAAAUUAUCUAUUGAUGAAGUAUUUUCAAUGUCGAUUCGAUAUUUGAUCCAGCACGACGCAUCUUUCGUUGCGUCAGCGUUCGAAUUCUGCCUUGAAGAACUGGAAACAGCAGCAGCUGGUAAAGCGUACGAAGCUGUUUUAUGGACGCAACGGGAGCUCCAUCGUCCAGAUCAAAUUGUGCUGGAAGAGCCAGGAAUUGAACUUGUUAUUUGGCUGCUAGACGCGCUACUAGCAGCUUCUACACACUCGUCAUUGUGUCUUUCUGUUGAUGGUGCGAAGAUUAUUUUACGCCGUCUACGACGUUGUCUUGGCACGACGAAUUUGCCGCUGAAGUUUGUCAUCCUUCGCACUAUCAGCAGAGUAUUGAGAGCCAUAGAAAAUGUCGACAAAGACAUGGUAAACGAGGCACAACUGGUUGUCCAAGACUUCUUAACUGCAGCUGUUGUAAGACACAGUCGCGAGUUGAGUCAAGGUCGACUGUUGUUCUCUCAGUAUCUCCAGGGGUACGUGGAACUGCUGCACGUUCUACAGGGCGUUACUGGGUUUAACGUGGCCCCAACACCUGCCGCUCAUAUGGUCGCUAGUAGCAGUGGAGAUGCGUUGGAAUCGGAAGGUUGUUUGCUGCUGUUUGACCGCAAACGCACUCGCAGUAGCUUGUUAUCCUUCGCAGACGACAACCUCAGUGUGUCGUACUCUGGGAAUGAGGUAUGGAAAGCUGCGUGUGCCUUCACGAGCUUCUCGACUGGCGUGCAUUCAUGGCUGGUGCGUAUUGAAAAGUCUAGUUCUCCGUAUCUCUUUGUAGGGGUCGCUACUCGACAAGCGAACUUGGAUUCAUUCCUUGGAGCGGACGAUCAAUCCUGGGGUUUUAUUGGCGAUAAAGCACUGUACUACCAGCGGAACCGCAUACGAGCAUACGGCGAGACAUUCACGGAAGGAGAUUGCAUUGGGUUACGGCUGGAUUGCGAAAAAGGCGAGCUUUCGUUUAGUAAAAAUGGAGUGGAUUUGGGUGUGGCGUUCGAUAAUAUUGUGAGUUCAGUGUCCCCCGCUGUGGCCUUUUACUCGCGACAUCAGAAGAUCUCCUUCGUUAAGGAUAGUUGUACCGGUGAGACUAAUAUACCUCCGACUGGAGAGCUAGAAGACGCGGGUGUGGAGGACUGUUUAAUAGCCUGUGAGCUGAUGGCCAACUGGGUGGAUAAAAGACCCAUGCGAGUGGAAAUGGCUGCUACUACGUUCGAAAUGACGGCAGAAUGGCUCGCCGGAUCUAUUAAACACGUUACCACGCGAUCCGGGAAAUCCCUCUGGGUGGAUGUUACGCGAGGAACAUGUGAAAAAGCUGGGUUUUAUUGCGAUGAUAAAGUCCGCACACCUCGUGGGAGUGGAGUUGUAAUGGGCGUGGCAGGCGGACGGAUCUGGGUGGAAGUCGACAAUGAACCUGGAGCGUGGUUCUUCCAUCCGUCCAAACUACGCUUAGUGGCGAGCGCAACAACACCCAGUUCCACUACUCCAGUUGACAACUUAAAUAUCCCACCAGACUCUUUAAAUGACCCACAUUUGGGUUCAAAAGUGGACAUAUCUUCGCCCUUUACUCUUUCUCGAGAAGAACUCGUUGAGUAUGGGGAACAUUAUUUGUGGACUGUAGCAGUGGAUCGUGAGCUUCUAAGUGUGAUUGACGAUUUCUGUGAGGUAUCUCGCACUAGUCCGUGGAAUCUGACACCCAAUCAACUGCUCAAUGUUGUCAAAGAGAAGACUGCUGUACUAGAGCUUACGUCCUUUAGUAAUGUACUUGCGAUGCCUCAGCCUGACAAGAUGAUCGUCGCACGGCUCGCAAUACUGCGCUUCUGCAACAUGUACAUCAGUCGCGCUUUACCCUUUUUCGACCUUUCAUGGCACUACUUUUUACCGGAUUCCAACUCGUUGCCGUGUCGACUAGUGUCACAAUGUCGCGGUAGUCUCUUUGUCUGUGUAAAAAACACACUUUGGACAGCGUUGAUGGAAAAAACCGCUAAUUCACCCAAAAAAUCUGACGACGAGUACGAUUAUCCCGAAGAUUUACCGCAGCUACAAGUGAACCGGCUGAAGGCAGCAGCAGCAAAAUGUCACGAAGGAACAGUCAGCAGUUUGCUCUCAUCCCUCUUUGGCCAGUCGUUUGAAGAGCUCCAUUUCUUACCUAUUAAAACGCUACGUAUGGUCUACUCCCACCCAAUGGAUGACGGUCAAUUACGAAGCUUUAAAGUUAAGUUCGAGGGAGAAGGAGUGGAUGACUAUGGUGGUCCAUAUCGAGAGUUCUUUUCGCAAUUCUUCGCCGAGUUACAGAUGCUUAACGUACCCGAAGGCGAAGAUAAUGGGUCCACAAGUUCGGAGUAUACUGCGAAUGGAGGACCCAGUAGUACGUCGCUGAAAGUGGACCCCAAUGUAUCCGUAUCAGCGUGUGUCUUGCCCUUUCUUCUGCCUAGUCCGAAUUGGCGGAAUGGCGUUGGAGCCAACCGUGAGAAAUUCGUACUUAAUGGAGCUCUUAUCGAGCGUCAAAUACAUGAUAAGAAGGUAUCGUGUUUAUCUGGAGAAAGCGCUGAAGAGAAACGACAACUUUAUUGUGAAAUGUUUUUCUUUAUCGGUCAGAUGAUCGGUAUUUGUCUACGCACGCGUGUGUGCGUUCGUCUCGAUCUGGCAAUGUCAGUGUGGAAACAACUAGUGGUUGAAGACGACUCGAACCCGGAGAGUGCGCUAGCAACGCUCAAAGAGAUCGAUUUCGUCGCGUAUUCAUUAUGGAAGACGUUGAAAGGUAUUUUAGACGAGUUUAAACGUCAAAAUUCAAAGCAGGAAGGGCUAGAAGAACGACUAGAAGCGAUGGAUUUGGUCUUUACGACUGUAUUAUCCGAUGGACGUACAGUUGAUCUCUGUGAAGAUGGCUCCAAUACUGCGGUGACUUUGAACAAUCUGCAAGAAUAUAUAGAUUCUAUGCUUCGAGCACGGAUCCAAGAAACGCAAGAGGUGGUGAAUAUAGUAAAGCAGGGACUGCACUCCAUUAUGCCGGUGUCUGCAUUGGCUCUUCUGACGUGGAAUGAGCUUGAGAAACGCAUGUGUGGCGUUGCGGAAGUGGACGUGAAGCUAUUGCAGAUUAAUACCGAGUACGACGAAGAUUUGUCGAUGAACGACGAGUUUAUUCAGAGAUUUUGGCGCGUGCUGGAAAGUCUCGAAGCGGAGGAUAAACGAGCCUUCCUGCGGUUUGUGUGGGCCCGGUCUCGUUUGCCUUUGGGCUCAGCACAGUUCCACCAGAAAUUUAAGAUCCAAGCGCUUGCGUCUUCGGGUAAUGGAGACGCGAACGGCUCAUCGUCAGGACCCCCUGGAGGCUGGAUGGACUCGCAGAUGCCGAAGUCGCAUACGUGUUUCUUCGCACUCCAACUCCCACGAUAUUCCAGCGACGAAAUCUGCCGCGAACGACUUUUGUAUGCUGUGCGCAAUUGCGUCGAAAUGGAUGGAGACUUCCGUCUUGCUGACACGGAAAUGACAGGCUGGACGGGUAUCAGUCCGACAGAUCAGCUUCGAAUUUGA
This is a messenger RNA of Phytophthora infestans T30-4, 3633 nucleotides long. Its product is annotated as HECT E3 ubiquitin ligase, putative. Gene Ontology annotation, molecular function: ubiquitin-protein transferase activity; protein binding. The transcript has 2 exons. NCBI's taxonomy places the organism in Eukaryota, Oomycota, Peronosporomycetes, Peronosporales, Peronosporaceae. The record is from RefSeq and is a predicted model, not a curated record. The coding region runs from base 1 to 3633 and encodes 1210 amino acids.